AUGUCCGCCCUGCCCAGUAACGACCUCCGCAGUGCAGCCAAACCAUUCCUUCGGGAGAAGAAUCACAACAAGAAGUGGGCGAGAGGAGCUCAAGAGCCUCCAGAACAUCACUGCCACAAGCACACGUACCCUGAAGACAACUGCCGCAAAUGCAUGGGCAGACCGAAUCGUCGAGAUCAGGAUCGGAGAGUCGGCCGAUCAGAGGCCAAACAAAAGCAUGAUCUUCAGAACAAGCUGAGCGGCCACGCUGCGACCCUGGCUCGCAAGGCUUUCCGCAAUGAGGUGGUUGAUGCCAUGGACGGUCCGCUGGCAAACGUCUCCGAUGCUUCUGAGGAAGAGGAAGUCCCGGACGCGUCUGAAGCGCCCAUCCCCGCUGAAGGAGACUUCAUGUAUAGCUAUGAUCACGCGACAGGACCGCGGGCUGGUGGUGACAUCCUCAGCCAGGCCAUCAUCCAAGCUGUCCGACGAUUCGAAAGCAACGAGACCGAGAAACUCGUCAACACAGAAUACAACGUCAUUGACGAUAAGGAAAUGGCCGAGAUUUCUACCGACGAGGACGACGAUUUUGAGCUUGUCGACUACUCUCAUUUGAAGUAA
Messenger RNA from Fonsecaea erecta, 597 nucleotides. RefSeq lists its product as hypothetical. The transcript has a single exon. Lineage: Eukaryota; Fungi; Ascomycota; Eurotiomycetes; Chaetothyriales; Herpotrichiellaceae. Bases 1 to 597 code for a protein of 198 amino acids. The record is from RefSeq and is a predicted model, not a curated record.